AAAUUCUACAAACAGUACAUCAUAAUGACAAUGUGAAAGUUUGUUUGAAAUCUUUGCAAAUUUAUUAAAAAUAAAAAACGAAAUAAAUCACAUGUACAUAAGUAUUCACCUCCUUUGCCAUGACACUCAAAAUUGAGCUCAGGUGCAUCCUGUUUCCACUGAUCAUCCUUGAGAUGUUUCUACAACUUGAUUGGAGUCCACCUGUGGUAAAUUCAGUUGAUUGGACAUGAUUUGGAAAGGCACACACCUGUCUAUAUAAGGUCCCACAGUUAACAGUGCAUGUCAGAGCACAAACCAAGCCAUGAAGACCAAGGAAUUGUCUGUAGACCUCCGAGACAGGAUUGUAUCGAGGCACAGAUCUGGGGAAGGGUACAGAAAAAUUUCUGCAGCAUUGAAGGUCCCAAUGAGCACAGUGGCCUCCAUCAUCCGUAAAUGGAAGAAGUUUGGAACCACCAGGACUCUUCCUAGAGCUGGCCGCCCGGCCAAACUGAGCGAUCGGGGGAGAAGGGCCUUAGUCAGGGAGGUGACCAAGAACCCGAUGGUCACUCUGACAGAGCUCCAGCAUUUCUCUGCGGAGAGAGGAGAACCUGCCAGAAGAACAAUCAUCUCUGCAGCACUCCACCAAUCAGGCCUGUAUGGUAGAGUGGCCAGACGGAAGCCACUCCUCAGUAAAAGGCACAUGACAGCCCACCUGGAGUUUGCCAAAAGGCACCUGAAGGACUCUCAGAUCAUGAGAAACAAAAUUCUCUGGUCUGAUGAAACAAAGAAUGAACUCUUUGGCCUGAAUGGCAAGCGUCAUGUCUGGAGGAAACCAGGGCACCGCUCAUCACCUGGCCAAUACCAUCCCUACAGUGAAGCAUGGUGGUGGCAGUAUCAUGCUGUGGGGAUGUAUUUCAGUGGCAGGAACUGGGAGACUAAUCAGGAUCGAGGGAAAGAUGAAUGCAGCAAUAUACAGAGACAUCCUUGAUGAAAACCUGCUCCAGAUCGCUCUGGACCUCAGACUAGGGCGAAGGUUCAUCUGGCCCAGCCAGAGCCCAGACUUGAACCCGACUGAACAUCUCUGGAGAGAUCUGAAAAUGGCUGUGCACCGAUGCUCCCCAUCCAACCUGAUGGAGCUUGAGAGGUCCUGCAAAGAAGAAUGGGAGAAACUGCCCAAAAAUAGGUGUGCCAAGUUUGUAGCAUCAUACUCAAAGACUUGAGGCUGUAAUUGGUGUCCUAACCUUAAGAUCAUUAAAAAUGCACUUCUUUCAAACAUUUCAGGAUAUGUUCAAUUCAGUACAAAACACAAAAUCCCCUAGUAACUUUUUUCAUCUUAUGUGCCUAAGACCUUUGCACAGUACAGAUUUUCACAUUGAUCUAACAAAAACGGCAGACGGGCUGAAUGAAAAUGCAAAUUCGCUCUCUGACAGUAGGUGGCGCUUAUGGAACAGCAGAAACAUAGCAGUUACCCUGGUAACGCCUGUACACAAAGCAGCCCUGCGCUAAUAAACACUUUAAUAGGCAUUAUACAGAUGUAAGAUGAAAGGAAAAUGCCAUCGAAACUUUUCUGAAGACAGUCAGUUCCCUUCAGAGAUACAUUUAUAUAAAAUAGUAAUUUAGGUAUUGCAUUCAAGGGCUUUAUUUAAAGUCUUCAGAAGUCAUAAUCACUAUGAGAGCACUUGGAUUUCGUCACGAGUCAUUCUGUAUAUUUUAUACUAGUCACGUUUUAAAUAAAGUGUUGUGACUGCAAAUCUGCCUGUUCUGUUUUUAUAUUGCCAAUAAAUGGUUAUGGUAUAUUGUUGACUGUUGAGAAGGUUUAGAAAGGGCACACACUUGUAUAAUUUCAAACUUGUCAGCGCUACAAAACAUGAGAUUAAUCGUGAAUCAUUUUAAUUUACUGACAACCCUCAAACAUUUGAACAGUAAUUUUACAUAUGAAUCUUUCUGGAUAAUGAAAUGAUUUACCUCAAUUUCCUUGUGGUUUUUGAAAUGUCUGAUGAAAUUCAAGGUUGUGCUGGUUGUAUUGGAUAUUUUUGAGUUGCAUACUGUGCAUCUGGCAAAUCUUUUUUUAUUCACGGUCCAAUUUGAAAUCUUUAUAUCCAGAGGAGAUUAUUUUGGGAACUGGACAAUCAUCUGUCAUUUUGGCGUGUUGUGAGCGCAGCGUUAACCUCGCAGAUGCAGAUCAGUGGUGCUGGCCUGCUUACAAUUUUGCAUAUUAAUUAAUUGAUGUUGCAAUAUUUUUGUAACACAUUUCAUUACUGUUUAUAAUAAGUUAUUGAAAAUAAUAAUAAUAAAAAAACAUUCAAGUCAUUGUCGAGUCAUGCAGUUCAAGUCAAGUCAAGUCUCGAGUUGCUGGUUCUCAAGUCAAAGUCAAGUUAUUUUCUUCAUUUAGUCAAGCAAGUCACAAGUCCUUAAACAUGCGACUCGAGUCAGACUCGAGUCAAGGCAUGUAACUCGAGUCCCCCACCUCUCAUAGAUUUUUGUGAUCUAUGGCAGUAUGUUCUUUCGAAAUCUUUGACUGUAUACUAAGAACCUGCCUGUAAUCAUCCAUGU
Molecule: messenger RNA, 2532 nt
Organism: Myxocyprinus asiaticus (Chinese sucker)
Lineage: Eukaryota; Metazoa; Chordata; Actinopteri; Cypriniformes; Catostomidae
Exons: 2
Coding region: 302-967 (221 amino acids)
Biological process (GO): DNA transposition; DNA integration
Molecular function (GO): DNA binding
Source: RefSeq, a predicted model, not a curated record